Volvox carteri f. nagariensis is the source of this 432-nucleotide messenger RNA. RefSeq lists its product as uncharacterized. The coding region runs from base 1 to 432 and encodes 143 amino acids. The record is from RefSeq and is a predicted model, not a curated record. The transcript has a single exon. Lineage: Eukaryota; Viridiplantae; Chlorophyta; Chlorophyceae; Chlamydomonadales; Volvocaceae.
AUGGCACACAUCCACUUUCAACAACUGCAGCAUAUUACAGCUGCCGACAAGCUUCACAAAGGAAAUAGGUAUGCGCCCGAUGACGUAGCUUAUCUGUACAAAGCAAUGCAAGACCAAGGCGUGCUCCUAGAUCAUCUUUACCUCGCUCCCGGCAUGACGGUCAUGGUUACCAAGAACCUGUCGGCCCCAAAAAUCGAAAACGGUGCCUUAGCUAUCGUGCAAGAACUCACCGAAUCCAUACUGUCACUCCAGCUUUUGGACUCCCAAACCAUAAUCCGCCUGCCAAGGAUAUGCGAGGUCAAAUACAAGAAUGGUGCCAAGCUUGAACACAAAAUGUACCCGGUCGUGCCUGCUUUUGCAAGAACUGUACACAAGGUGCAGGGCGAUACCAUGACGGAUCCCGUCAUUAUUGACUUUACAAACAUGAACUGA